This is a messenger RNA of Somion occarium, 1344 nucleotides long. The record is from the annotation of a GenBank genome assembly. NCBI's taxonomy places the organism in Eukaryota, Fungi, Basidiomycota, Agaricomycetes, Polyporales, Cerrenaceae.
GCCUUCUUCAUCUUCAUCAUCCUCCAUAGUUAUGGUAAUCAAUAUCUUAGCGUCUAUGUGCCGGGAUCUUAUUACGCUAAACGCGGGGGAAAUGGCAAUAUAUAAGAGCUUGCCGGACAGUACUGGGUACUUCCGCAUCUUUUUUGCGUUGACGCAGCAACAUCAACAAACCUUGACACUCCUUCUUUCACGAGUUCCCGACCGAACCGCACCCACUCUCACUUUACAACUUUUGCAAACGCCCUCAGUAACGAAAAUGAAGUUCUCUACCUUUGCCUUGUCUGCUGCUGCUUUGUUCGCUGCGUCUUCCAUGUCCGCGCCUAUUCGUAGAGAUGUCGACCCUGCUCUUGUUCCCGAGUUCGGUGUUCAGUCUGGCCAGAACCCUACCGGCACUGGUGAUUGUGACGGUAUCGCAGGACCUGAUGGCAAGGCCAUCAAGAUUCCUUGCGCCUGUCCUCCUCCCCGCGAUCAAUUCAUCCAGUCCCUCAACACCAAUCUCGCUGCUGGCUUUGUUGUCAACAACCCGUCCGUCAAGCUCUCUUUCCCCACCGAUAGCUCCAAGGCGUCUCAGAGCGCACGUUUGAAUGCCGCCGCUGUCACUCUUCAGAACCUUAAUGGACCUGGAAAGGGCUGUCCCGUUGCCGGUACCACUUUCCAAGCUCAGCAAAAGGCUAUCGACGCUCUUCCUGAUACGCCUCCUCCGGCUAACAAUGCCGCACCAGCUCCUGCCCCACCUGCGCCUGCACCUGCACCUGUCAACAACGCAGCUGGCGGUGCUCCCUCAGCGGCUGAUGUUGCAAGGUUGGCUCCUGCGCUUGGCUUCCAAUCCGGUUUGAACCCGACUGGUACUGGUGAUUGUGACGGUGCUGUCAAUGGUGCUGACGGCAAGCCUAUCAAGAUCCCUUGCGCUUGCCCUCCCCCACAGGAUCAGUACAUCAGUGCUUUGCAAGCUAACGUUGAAGCCGGCCACGCCAUCAACAACCCUGAUGUCAAUGUCUCUUUCCCGACUGAUGACUCAAACGCCGCCAAGUCUGCACGUAUCACUGCUGCGUUGAUCACCCUUCAGAAUUUGAACGGACCUGGCAAGGGUUGCCCUGCCGUCUCAACGACCCUCCUCGCACAGCAGAAGGCUCUUAAGCGAUCUGUUCGAUCUGCUCGCUCGGACUAAGUCCGCUCAAGUUACGUAGUCCUCAGCAGUUUACUAGAUCCCCGUAAAAGCGGAUGAAAGGAUUUGGGUUAUCGCUACCAAGUACUCGUACAAGGUUAUAUUCUUUUCGAUACUGCUGUGUUGUUGUAAUGUGUUGUCAAUUAAUGGGUGCUAAGGUCAUCUUUUUCCCGGUUGUC